Messenger RNA from Nannizzia gypsea CBS 118893, 1686 nucleotides. RefSeq lists its product as hypothetical. Gene Ontology annotation, molecular function: heme binding; oxidoreductase activity, acting on paired donors, with incorporation or reduction of molecular oxygen; iron ion binding. The record is from RefSeq and is a predicted model, not a curated record. The coding region runs from base 1 to 1686 and encodes 561 amino acids. The transcript has 3 exons. Lineage: Eukaryota; Fungi; Ascomycota; Eurotiomycetes; Onygenales; Arthrodermataceae.
AUGCUCUCCAAACUUGGAUGGACUGAGUCCGCAUUAUGCGUUCUACUGCCUCUCUAUCUAGUAUACCUCAUACAAAGAUACUUUAAGCUACGAGUGUCUGUUAAGAUUCCUUCCCUGGGUUGGUCUAAGGUGCCUUACAUAGGACACUCCCUGUCCUUCCUUCGAGGAGGGGCUGAACUACAUUCUAUGUUCGAGCCGUAUCGCAAGACUACAACUCCAAUUCAUUUCAACAUUUGUGGAACCGAUCUGUUUCUCAUAAACUCCCCUGAAAUUGUCAGAAAAAUCGCCAACAAACCUCAUAUAUUCACAGAAGGUGCUCUACGAGGAGAUUUUGCCUUAAAAGUACUUGACCUUCCCAAGGGUGCUGCUCAAGUGCUAGGCAACGAUAACUCUGGGUCUGCUCUCCGGCCAUUACCUGGAAGCACAUUGCCACCGGAAAGGCGUAUCGUGAGAAUGCAGCAUGAAACAACGUUCAACCUAUUAGCGUCUCCAUCCGGAAUACAUAUGUUCGUUCUUCAGUUUACUAACUUCAUGGAGAAGCUGAUCCUCUCUAAUGAUAUAGGCGAGCAAUGGGUCGAACUACCAGACCUAUUUCACUUUAUUCAAAAUCUUACAUCAACAGCCAUGAUGAAUGCCCUCUGUGGGCCUCGCCUGGUUGGGAAGAACCCUGGCUUUGUUGACGAAUUUUGGACUUUUGAUCUGAACAUUCAUUACCUCAACCUGGGCAUUGCUCCAUUGUUCAGACCUGAAGGGGUCAAGGCUCGUGAUAGAUGCAUAAAAGCUCUUAUAGAGUGGAAGAAAAACGCUAUCCGAGACUCGGCAGACAAAGACUACCCUGACUCAUUGCUCUGGGAUGAAAUCUGGGGGUUCAAGAUCAUGCGGGAUAGAGAUGAAAUGUAUAGCCGCUUCCCCGAAUACUGUAACGACCAGGCUCGUGCGGGCGCUGAUUUAGGCAUCCUUUGGGCAUGUAAUGAUAACCUCAUUCCUGUCGGGUUUUGGCUAGUCCAAAGAAUUCUUAGUUCUCCUAACUUACGGGAACGGUUCAUGAAAGAAUUUGAUAACGCAAGGCUACCCUCACAACCAGGAGAUACCCUUCCACGUUUCAACACACAUGUCCUUGCAAAGACCCCUUUUCUUCAGUCCACAUAUCAUGAGGUCCUACGGACUCAAGUAACCAGCUUCACAGCACGCACUGUUCGCCAGAAUUGCCAGAUAGGAGAGUAUAUGUUCCCCAAGGGUUCCGUCACCCUUUCAUCGUCAUGGGGAGUCCACAACAACCCAGGUCUCUGGGGGUCUCGGCCUGGCGCGGAGGAGCACCCUGUUGAGGAAUUUUGGCCAGAACGAUUCCUUAUCUGUCCAUAUGAGAGGGCGGCAAAGGAAGGAAAACCUUCACCUGAAUUAGGAAAAGGGCCGGAAUUUUCUUUGAAGGGUCUCGAUGGCACGUUCUUCCCGUUUGGGAUAGGCCACAACGCAUGCCCAGGUCGCCAUUUUGCUACACAUGCGAUCCUCAAUAUAGCAGCUACAAUGCUUUCUGUAUUCGACUUUGAGCCCAUUGACACAUGGGCAGGUGAGGGCAUGGAUUACACGACAUUUGGAUAUACACCCGCCAGGCCACUGAAGAAGAUACCCUUCAGAAUACGAAGGAAGAUUCGCCCAGCUGGAGGAGAAGAAAGGUCCCACUGUUAA